This is a messenger RNA of Brassica rapa (field mustard), 3834 nucleotides long. RefSeq lists its product as uncharacterized. NCBI's taxonomy places the organism in Eukaryota, Viridiplantae, Streptophyta, Magnoliopsida, Brassicales, Brassicaceae. The record is from RefSeq and is a predicted model, not a curated record. Gene Ontology annotation, molecular function: methyltransferase activity.
CAACCAAACACUAAGGGCAUCUCCAACCCAUGACACCAUUUUAGUGUCAAAAUUACACUAUUUUAGUGUAGUUUUAGCACUAAAUGUUUUUGUGUCUCCAACCACAACACCAAAUGUUACACUAAAAAGGAAUAUUCUUCAUUAUUUUAUUAUUAAUCAAAUUCUUUUAUUUUUAAUAAUUUUGAUAAAUAUUAAUAGUUUUAUGACUAAAAUAUAUUAACUAAUAUUAAAAUUGUAACUAAAAUAAUAAUUAUAUUUAAGUGUAUUUACAUUAUAUAAUAACAUUAUUAUUAAUACAUACUGUUAUAUUAAUUAAUUAAACACACAAGCAAAAGUUAAAUUAUAACAUACUAGAUCUAAAUAUUAUAAUAUUCCAACUACAAAUGUUUGAAUUAAACUUUGUUAUGUAUUUAAAAUUUAAUUUUAUAUUUGUUUUAUACACCCUAAUAUUUAUAACAAUUAAAAUAUAACAAAACAAUGGUGAUAUAACUUAAAAAAAUUCAUUCAAUUAUAAACUAAUCAUACAAAUCAAAUAUAAUUAAACAAUACAUAAAUAAACAGUUUUAACAAAAAAAAAACAAAAAAAAAACUUUUGCCGUCUGCUACAGUGUUGCACCAAAUAUGGUGUGUCACUGUAGCAAAAAGGAAAAUGACACUAAAAUGCAGUUUGAUAUACCGUUGGGUUGGAGAGAGGAAACAUCAAAUCAAUGCACUAUUUUGCUGUUUUACCGUGUGGUUGGACUUGGCCUAAAUAACGUUGUUCCAUAAUAGAUUGUAUCAAGUUGCUAAUUUAUUGACUACAAGACGAGAAGAUAUCAACUUGAGACACCGUAAGAGUCGAAUAAAUCAAAUGUUAACAGUUUCGUGAAGAGUAACGUAAAGGAAGAGAAAACCAUCGAGUCACUCAAUCUAUAUAUAUAGAGUUUGAGAUAUUCACGUAACAAGUAUAUAUAUGUGACUUUUAAUUAGAGUCUUGGAUUGAACUUAGCAUUUAUGGCGUACGUCGCUCCGAUCGGUUGGAUAGAAGUUAACGCAAUUCAAUCUUAGUUUUCAUCAGUAAAACUUUGACCCUCAUAUGUUGAAACGCCAAGUUUUUUUUUUUGGGUGAAAGUGUUAAGAGAACGCCAACACCAAGUUUUCAAUAGCUUGAUUCAUUGAACCAAGACGCAACACACAACAAGUCUAUCAAGAAAUGCAAUUGAAAUCCCACCUAAUUAUUAAAUAUUCUCUCUGUUUCAAAAAAAGUACAUUUUAAAAUUUUAAAAUAUAUUAAAAUAUAUUAAUUUUGACUAUCAAUGUAUUUUUUUGCAAUUAAAUAUUUCAUAUUAUUUUUAACCAACAUAAUUUCAGUUAAACACAAUUAUUGUUUUUAAAAUUCAAAAUUUACCAUUAGCUAAUAUAUUGAAAAUGUUAAAAUAUAUCUUCUUGAAAUGACUUUUUUUCUUCUAAAACAUGAUAUUUUUUCGAAACAGAGAGAAUGUUAAUUUGGUUCGGUUUCACCAGAUUCCGGUCAGUUGUUAAUACCAAAAUUUGUAAAUAUUAAUUCAUCUAUUUCCAAAAGUAAAAUUUUCUAGAGAUUAUUCUUGUUCUACAAAAAUAGAUUUUCUAAAGUAUUUUUGUAUACUUUUGAGAAACAUUAACUAUGAAUUUGAUUAAAAUUUUAUUAGUGUAUAGUUAUUAGAAAAUGUAUUGAAAAAUAAAUUGUAAAUUAAAUUGUAAACAUUUAUUAUAUUUUUAAAAAAUGUGAAAACUCCAAAAAAAUUUAGAACGGAGAGAGUAUAUUUUUAUCAGUUAAUUAAAAAUUUGACGAAAUUUUCUUCCAAGAAAAUAUUAAAAGUGCAUACAUGUAUACAUACAUUAGGCACGUGGGUACACUGUAUACGUAUGGUUGACUUUUGCACACCGGAGAUUAAGGGAUUAGGCACGUUGGUGCAAGAGAAGUCACUUAGUGGAUCUUGUCCUAAAAAGAGCUAGCAGUCAACAUUAGGCUUCAGCUUAAAGUAUCUCCAGCUCUUUACUUCUCCAAGCAGACACAAUAACACUCUUUUCCCCCGCAGCUCUCGGAUCUCAAAUAGCGUUUUUAACUUUAGAGGUUGCAAAAGCAAACUCAUGAACAUCUUCAACUUUUCUUGGAGAAACCAAAGAGGAAAGGUUUCCAUCAAAACAUCAAGGACGAACAUCUCUUCUUAUCUGGUAAUAAUGUUUCUCUUUACCUCUCACUUCUGUCCACAUUCUUUCCAAUGUUCUUAGAUAGGACUCUUGGACUUAACUUAUGUCUUAGAUUUACAUUUUCCUCUGUUUUACUCAGGUUAAGAUUAGAGCCAAUCACUGAAAGAACUUAGUUUUCUUAUGGGGAGAUCUUGUUUGCCGAGAUGGAGAUUAGGAAGGUUAAUGGCAGGAUUACAACUGAUCCUAGGGUUAGUAGUGAUCACUGUGAGCCUCUCAUGUCUCUAUAGAUUCCAUUCCGCUGGCUACUUCUUGCACAAUGAAGACAUUUGCCGCACCAUCUACACAAUCAAACAAGUCAACAACAACGAAGGAUUCGACCUAAAGGCGCUGCACGAUCGCGUCGAUGAAGUCCUCGAAAAGAUGGAUAACUUGUACGACAAGCUAGAGAAGACGGUAAAGGAAAUGGAGAAGAGCAAAGAGGGAAGCAAAAAAGAGAUGAAGAAGUUUCUUGAGGAAGAAGUAAUGAAGCCGUUUUAUCACGCUCACAUAGAGUUAAGGCAAAUCCGCUUACCAAACCCUCAAGGAAUCAGAAACUCAACGGAGAAAGAAGAUCCCUUGAUCAACAAGUUUCUAAUAGAGGAGAUAAGGAAGUACAUAACCCCAAAGGAGAAUCAUGUUGGGAAGAUGAACAUGUUUGGAACUGAGAGAGUUUACAACACAAUAGGUCAUGCUUGUGUGUUGAUGAAGACGGAGCUAGAGAAGUACAUGGACUAUGACGUUGGAGCGUAUUGUGAUGAUGAUUGGAGCUUAGCACAGAAGCUUAUGGUUAACGGGUGUGACCCCUUGCCUAGGAGACGGUGCUUGACAAGAGCAUCAAUGACUUACCAGAAGCCUUAUCCCAUCAACGAGUCGUUAUGGAAGCUUCCUGAUGAUAGAAACGUGAGGUGGGGGAAUUACCAGUGCAGGAACUUUGCGUGCUUGUCAAGUAAAAACCCUAAAAGGGGUUACACAAAAUGCACUGGAUGUUUUGAGAUGGAGAAAGAGAGUACUAAAUGGGUCAAGAACAGCACUCUGUUAGCUGAUUUCAAGAUUGAUGAUGUUCUGCGAGUGAAGCCAGGUGAGAUUAGGAUUGGUUUGGAUGUUGGUGUUGGGACAGGAACAUUUGCAGCGAGAAUGAGAGAGAAGAAUGUGACUAUUGUCACUACUGCUCUCAACUUGGGAGCUCCUUUCAGUGAGAUGAUUGCGCUGCGAGGUUUGGUCCCUUUGUACAUCUCUUUGAACCAGAGGCUGCCGUUUUUCGACAACACUAUGGAUAUGAUUCAUACUGCUGGGUUAAUGGACGGUUGGAUCGAUCUUCUUCUGAUGGAUUUCGUGUUGUAUGAUUGGGAUAGAGUGCUGAGACCGGGUGGGUUGCUGUGGAUUGAUAGAUUCUUCUGUAAGAAGAAGGAUCUUGAUGACUAUAUGUACAUGUUUUUGCAGUUUAGGUACAAGAAACACAAGUGGGCUAUUUCGCCUAAGUCAAAGGAUGAGGUUUAUCUCUCUGCAUUGCUUGAGAAACCUCCUCGUGCAAUCUAACUACACAAGUUUAAGCUUAUAUGUUUGUAUCAGACAUUCUAAUUCAUUUGAUUGUCUAAUCUUUGUUUUAAUUUGAAAACAAUUAUAAUA